UUUCCGCAUUGAAGGCAUGCAUUUACAGUAGCUAGCUAUUAACUUGUUUCGCCGUAUAAAAGCUAUACUAACAUUACAUUUAUUUGUAACCUGUUGAUAGCGGCAAUGAACAGUGAAGGUAUCAAGGCGAUAUUGCUCGACUUGGAUAACACGCUCAUUGAUACAGCGGGUGCCGGUGGAGUGGCCAUUCAAAAAGUCACGGAGCUCUUGAAGACAACAUUAGACCAUGAACACACCAUUGCCAUUUGUGACAGAUUUAAGCACAAGCUCCAUCACGAGACCUUUGACCCAGCUGGUGGUAGGACAAUAGAUGAGGUGCGGAUCAGCCACUGGGAGGAGAGCAUCCAGGAGGUUAUGGAUGGGAGUCCCAGCUCUAACCCCACCCUUGCCAGUGAGUGCUACUACCAAUGGAAGAACACUCGCCUGGAGCUUCUAACCAUAACACCUCCAGUACUUACCCUGCUGAAGCAGCUGAGGACCAGCCACAAACUGCUGCUGCUGACCAAUGGAGAGACCCAGACACAGAGGGAGAAGGUAGUGGCGUUGGGGUGUCAGGGGCUGUUUGAUGCUGUGGUGGUGGGGGGAGAGCAUGCAGAAGAGAAGCCAGCCCGCUCCAUCUUCAACCAUUGCUUUGGCCUGCUCGCGGUGCAGGCUCACGACUGUGUUAUGGUGGGAGACUCCCUGGACACAGACAUUGUCGGGGGGUUUAAUGCAGGGGUUAGAGCCACAGUGUGGAUUAAUAACGGAGGGGUGUGUCCACCUGAGGGAUCUGUCAAUCCAGACUACACCAUUCCCUCUGUGCUGGAUUUACCUGAGGUGCUGGCCAAGUUUAAGUGAAAGUACGGGGAACAAUGUCUAAACCAAUCACAUGAAGAUUGUUUCCAAAGGCCUGAGUUAAUGAAAACACUUUUUUUUUUUGUAAAAGGGAUUGUCAAAAUCAAAAUCAUCUUAUUUUCUUUCAUAUUCAAUCUGGAUGAAAGACAAAAUUACUUUACAGCAACAAUUAUUUGCUUACCUAUCAAAAUUCUGUUUCAUUGUUCAUUGUCUCUACUCUCUAAUGCAGCUAAUGUAUAAUUCUGUCAAUUUAUGUUAUCUGUUGGUGGAGGUAGGUAUUACAUAUAGUUUACUGGAAAUAUGAAGCUGAAGCCUGUGCACAGGUCCGAAACAACUGAGCCACUUGAAUGUGUCGUGAUUGUCAUUCUGAAAAGUAAAUGUCAAAACUCACUUUCCCUAGUGGUCACAUGAAUCAACUUUGUCUAAUGCUUAAAAUACACCAUCAAAGUGUAUUUUCUUACAGAAUGUCACUCUAAAUAGACUGAUUGACAGUAUUGUAUGCUGAUAAAUACUCUGAGGGAAAAUGUACUUGAUAUGAUUGUGAUGUGUUGUCUCACCUAGCCCCCUUAAGAUGAAUGUACUAAUUAUAAGUCUCUGUGUAUAGAGCGUCUGCAAAAUGACAAAUGUUAUUUAUAUAUUACAGUUACUGUGCAAUAUCUUUAAAAAAAAAUGGUAGAUUCCAACUAUCCUUUGACUUA
Messenger RNA from Oncorhynchus nerka (sockeye salmon), 1532 nucleotides. It is a transcript of the gene nanp, whose product is annotated as N-acetylneuraminic acid phosphatase. The record is from RefSeq and is a predicted model, not a curated record. Gene Ontology annotation, molecular function: N-acylneuraminate-9-phosphatase activity. Bases 106 to 837 code for a protein of 243 amino acids. Gene Ontology annotation, biological process: dephosphorylation; N-acetylneuraminate biosynthetic process. The transcript is spliced from 2 exons. Lineage: Eukaryota; Metazoa; Chordata; Actinopteri; Salmoniformes; Salmonidae.